AAUCAAUAACAACAAAAAUUUAAUUAAUAAUUUUAAAUAAAUAAUAAAAAAGUUAAAUAUACCGUACUAGUCAUCAGUCAUCACAGUAAUUAUGACAUUAAUAAUUAUGACAUAAUUAUGACAGUAAUAAUAAAUAAUAAUAAUAAUAGUAAAUAGUAAUAAUAAUUAACACAAGGGCACAAGGUCACAGCGUGUUUACAAUUUACAUAGGCAAAAUAAACGAUUUAAUUUUGUUAGAAAAACAUUAUAAAUUAUUAUUGAAUAAUAAUGUCAAAUGAAGUACAAGGUCGUGGUGGACGUGGACGUGGCAGAGGAAGAGGAAGAGGAAGAGGCCGGGGUCACUUCAAACAAGGUGGACAUCGUGGUAGUUAUCAAAACAACAAACCAUACAACAAAAGAUCUCAUAGUUCUCAUGAUGAUUCAAAUGAUAAAAAACGUGCAAAAUUUGAAGUAUCAGAACGUCUUAAAGAAGUUGAUAUUGGUGUAACUGAAUUUGUCGGUUCACAUGAGCAUUUUUCUGGAAUUGUUAAAGAACGUUUUGCUGAUUUUCAUGUUCAUGAAAUAAAUCUAGAUGGUGAAAUAUGUAAAUUAACAUCACAAGAUUUUCCUGUUGAUGCUCAAGUAAAUGAUGAUAUAUUAAAAAAAAAUAUUCCAAUAGAAGCUUUGGUAAAAAUUGAAUUAGCUAACAGAGAAAAUGCUGAUUUUAAAGAAAUUGAAAUUGAUGUUACAAGCUUAGAUAAAGAAGUACGAAAAUGUAUUCAUACAAUGGUAAAAAAAAAUGUUUCAGUAAUAAGUCAAACAAUCGAGAAAGAUGAUAAAAAAUAUAUUGUUAUUAAAAAAAAUGAUAGCAAGAGUUCAGAUGGAAAACGUUUUAACAAUAAUUCACAUGUUAACUGGACAAAUAGACCUGGUAAUUACUGUCAAUUUUUAUUACACAAAGUGAACAUUGAUACAAUGGAAGUGUUGAAUCAACUUGGAUCAAUAUUGCGUAUAAGACCAAAUAAUUUUAAUUAUGCUGGUACAAAAGAUCGUCGUGCUCAAACAACUCAGUGGUUUUCUUUGAGAAGAGUAGAACCAUCUGAUAUUCAUCGUGCUUGUAAACGUAUUCGUGGUGCUUAUGUUGGAAACUUCAAGUAUGUCACUGAGCCACUAAAACUAGGUAUGCUAAGUGGUAAUCAUUUUAAAAUUGCAUUGAGAAAUAUAACUGCAAGUAAUGAUGUUAUUGAUACUGCAAUGACAAAUCUUCGUGAUAAUGGUUUUAUAAAUUAUUAUGGUCUUCAAAGAUUUGGUACUAUUGCUGAAAUACCAACUUAUGAAAUUGGCAAAGCUUUACUUUUAAGUAAAUGGAAUGAUGCUAUUGAUUUAAUUUUAAAACCAAGAAAGGGUGAAAAUAAUGAUAUAGCUGAAGCAAGACGUAUUUGGGCUGAAACAAAAGAUGCUAAAGCUGCACUUGUACCUGUUGCAAGAAACAAUAAACCUGAAGUUAAAUUACUUGAAGGUAUUUUAAAAAAUGGACCAAAUAAUCCACAAGGUGCACUUGAUGCACUACCAAGAAAUACCAGAACAAUGUAUACACAUGCUUAUCAAAGUUUUGUUUGGAAUAAUAUUGUAUCACGUAGAAUACGAGAAUUUGGUUUAAAACCAAUUGUUGGUGAUCUUGUUUAUGAAAAAAUUGAUGGUACAGAUGAAAUAGAAACACUUGAUUACAGUCAAAUUGAUGAAGAUGCUAAACAAACAGAUAAAUCUACAGGUGAUGAUGAUAAAGUUAAUGAUAAAGAUGAUACAACAAACAAUACACCAUUAGAUAAUAAUGAUACAAAGUUACCAGCUGUUAAAUGUUUGACUGAAGAAGAUUUGCCAAAUUAUACAUUUGCUGAUAUUGUUAUGCCACAACCUGGUUGGCGUGUUGUUUAUCCAACUUAUGCUAAAUCAUGGUUUGAAGAAUUUCUUGAAAAAGAUGGACUUACAACAAAUUUAAGUCAAAAAAACAAAAAAUAUACACUUGGUGGAGGCUACAGAAAAAUUCUCCAGGUACCAAAAGAUGUAACCUGGAGGGUAAUAAAUUACAAUCAAAUUCUUGAUAAUCUAAUUCUUGGUGACAUUGAAGAGCUCAAAGGCCAAGAACCACUUAAAAAUGAUCCAGAGGGUAAAUAUAAAGCUCUUAUUAUUGAAAUGUCACUAAAAUCAUCAGCAUACGCAACAAUGGCUCUUAGAGAAGUUUUGGCACAUGACACAUCAUCUCAAAGUCAAGCAGAGCUAUCAGCUGCUUAUCAUGCAAAAGAUGCUGAAGAAACAAAACAAAAACAAGCCAAUGAUGAAAAAAUAAAUAAUGAUACUGUCAAUAAUGAUAAUGAAACAAAAGUAAAAGAUGAAUCUAUGAUAGUCGAAGAGAAGGAUAAAUCAUGUGAUGUUGAAAAUAACUUGAAUAAGGAUAAAAUUAAUGAUGAUGAGACAAAAGUAAAAGAUGAAUCUGUGAUAGUCGAAGAGAAGGAUAAAUCAUGUGAUGUUGAAAACAACUUGAAUAAGGAUAAAAUUAAAGAUGGUGAAGAAAAGAUGGAUGAAUCAGCUGAACCAGUUGUUGAAUCAAUUGAUAAACAAUAGUUUUUUAACGCGUUUAUGAGGUAUGUGAUUUUCAUAUUAUUUUGUUAUCAAUACGACUCAUCAUAAUGAUGAUUUGAUACAACAAAACAAGUGAUUAUCAAAUCGUACAAAAACGUAAUCAUACGUCUCAACUCAUGCUGCCCACUAUUAAUAAUAUGUAAAAUUUUACGCACUAAUUUUUGUUCAAUAAAUAAAGAUUUUUCAUUUAAAAAAAAAAACUAUUUAAUAUUUUUUUUUUAUCAGUAAGGGAUAGAGAAACAAUUAGGCAAAUUAAUAGUUAAAGAAUAUUUUUAUUUUUUUGUUUGAGUUAGUUUUUUAAAAGACAAUUAAAU
Messenger RNA from Aphidius gifuensis, 2933 nucleotides. RefSeq names its product pseudouridylate synthase 7 homolog (gene Pus7). Bases 268 to 2601 code for a protein of 777 amino acids. The transcript has 5 exons. The record is from RefSeq and is a predicted model, not a curated record. Gene Ontology annotation, biological process: pseudouridine synthesis. Gene Ontology annotation, molecular function: RNA binding; pseudouridine synthase activity. Gene Ontology annotation, cellular component: nucleus. NCBI's taxonomy places the organism in Eukaryota, Metazoa, Arthropoda, Insecta, Hymenoptera, Braconidae.